Messenger RNA from Medioppia subpectinata, 2746 nucleotides. NCBI's taxonomy places the organism in Eukaryota, Metazoa, Arthropoda, Arachnida, Sarcoptiformes, Oppiidae. The record is from the annotation of a GenBank genome assembly.
GUCCAAUGGCGUGAAUGCAUUGAAAAGUGUUGAGAGAAAAGCCAUUCAAACAGUGAAUGCAAUGAAAACACAAACCAAAUCAAUGUCUCAAUGAAUGCUUUGUAUCGCUAUUUCUGGACACCAUUUGGCGGACACUAUAUUAGCCGACAAUGAAUUACCCGAAAGGACCCGAAGAUGAAGAGCUGAGGAAUAUAAUCGACAAAUUGGCCCAAUUUGUGGCCAGAAAUGGGCCCGAGUUCGAGCAGAUGACCAAGAACAAACAGCGAGACAAUCCCCGCUUCUACUUCCUAUUCGGUGGCGAAUUCUUCAACUAUUAUCAGUACAGAGUGGCCACUGAACAUGAGAUUCACCGCAAACAACAGCAACAGCUCUGCGGCCAACAGAUAAUGCCGUCCGGACCACCACCUGGUCCUCAAUCACAAGCGCCGCCACAACAACAACAAAACAUUUGGCAAAACAAUGGCAUCAAUAAUAUGAACAAUACUAUGAAACCAAUCGAUCCAAAUGUGUUGACACAACAGAUCAACGAACUUCAGGAACAGAUCCGACAAUCGGAGACCAAUCUAACGGCUCAACACCAGGUUUUGAUGCAACAAAAGCAGAUGAUUAUCGAUGAUGUCAUCAGACAAUCACAAGACGAUCAGAUUAGACGAAUGGCCGACGAAUUUAACAUUGAUUUAAAUGAUUUCGAGAGUGUUUUGCUUCCCAUCGCCGAUAACUGCACUAAAGAGUCGAUUGCGAAGGGAAAGGUAUGGAUAUUCAACAACUGUAAUACUCCCGUCCAUCACGACGUGAUGGCCAAGUAUUUGGCUCAAAGAAUAACGACAAGCGGUUCGUCAUUUGAGUCGAGACUUCACUUACUUUAUCUGAUAAACGAUUUAUUCAAUCACUGUCAGAGAAAAGGAGACGACAGUCUUAAGCGAGCGCUCGAGAGAGUGAUUGUUCCCAUUUUCUGUCAUACGUUCGGUGACGCCGAUGACGACGACAAACAACAAAAACUUACUAAAGUAUGUCUUCAUUAUCUGAUGAGAGGUUCUCAAAAGGAUUUGUUGUUGAAUUUGACGAUAAGUUCGGUAACGAACGGACAGUUGGCUAAACUCACACAACUCCAGAAACAGCACUCGGAGUUCGUGGCGCACAUCCAGUCAAACAUACAACGAUUACAACAACAAAAACAGCAACAAAUGGUGGCCAAUGUAUCGCAAAUGUCGGUCCCAUCGCUGCCAAUGCCUAUCAAUCCGCAAAUGCCUGGACAUCGAUUACUGAUGCCUCCAAAUCAAUCACCACUCGGAACUCGACCCCCAUUGAUGGGUCAGUUCGAUCACCCGCCCCCUCAAGCACUCGGAUCGCGGCCACCAAUUGUGGGCCAAUUUGAUCAGCAAAUGCCAUCGCGACCUAACCUCAUGCCCCAGUUUGACCCUCAGGGGCCGCCACCGCCCACAUCUGUUCCCAUGUUCUUACCGCUCGUUCAUCAGAACCAACCGCCAGGUAUUCAGACGUCUAACUCAAGCCAAGCACCACAGCGUCUCCUUUUACCGCAAUUGCAUCAAUCGCCGCAAUUGUCCGUCAGAUUAGGACCCGUUCCUCAAAUUCAACAGCAAAUAAUGCCAACGAAUCAGGGCUUUCCCAACCCAUUGUCUGGUCCGCCAUUCACUCCCGCUAAUCAUCAGUUCUUUAAUGCCGCGCAUAAUACGGCUCCCAUUCCUCCCAAAGAAGUAAUCCCAGACGUGCCAUACUUUGAACUCCCGGCCGGACUUAUGGCACCGCUUGUGAAACUCGAAGACUUUGACUAUAAAUCCAUAGUUCCCAAAGACAUACGACUACCACCGCCCGCACCCCCUAACGAUCGCCUUUUACAAGCCGUGGAGGCGUUUUACGCGCCGCCCACUCAUGAGAGGCCUCGAAAUAGUGACGGAUGGGAACAGUUAGGCUUAUAUGAGUUCUUUAAAGCCAAAUCUCAGACAAUGAAAAUUAAAGAUGAGUCGCCGGCCGUUAAGGAUCCGAGUGAAGAGCCUUUUAGUGAUAAAAACAAAAAUACUGUCAAAAAUAGUAGUAAUAAUACUUCUAAUAAUAAUAAUAAUACUUCUAAACCGAAUCCAAAGAUCCGAGGAAAUCCAGGAGUAGACGGAGUCCAGAGCCGACGCCAAGUUUCAGACGAAGACACUCUCGAUCUCAUUCCAGGUCUCGGAGUCGAAGCCGAAGUCACAGUAGGAGUAGAAGUCGAAGCCGUAGUCCUAUUCGAUCGUAUCGGUCGAGGAGUAGAAGUCAUUCUCCGAUCCAAAGUUUUGCGUAAGUUUUACAUUAUAGAGGAGUCGGUUGUCGUUGAACUGAAUGGUUGUUUGCUUUUCAGUACUUAUACUAAACCGGAUACACGACUCGAUGAGUCGAAUAAAGGACAUCAAAUGCUCAAGAAGAUGGGAUGGAGCGGAACCGCUGGCUUAGGGGCCACAGAACAGGGAAUCAAAGACCCAAUCAAAGGCGGAGAUGUGCGCGAAAAUGAUGAAAAGUAUAGAGGAGUGGGCGUCAGGACAGCAGAGAACGAUCCGUUCGAGAAGUUUCGCCAAAAUAAAGGCAAGGCUUUCCUUCAAAGGAUAGCUCAGGGAAGGAGUGAUAAAUAAAAUUGUCAUGUUUUUUGGUCAAACAUUUGUUCAUUAAAUCAUUAAUUGAAUUAACAAUAAAUUUGAAUAUAAAUAACAACUUUUAAAAGAAAACAAAUUAUUGUAAUUUUUACAACAAAAAAAACGAG